This is a messenger RNA of Trematomus bernacchii (emerald rockcod), 3459 nucleotides long. RefSeq names its product bromodomain-containing protein 4-like. NCBI's taxonomy places the organism in Eukaryota, Metazoa, Chordata, Actinopteri, Perciformes, Nototheniidae. The record is from RefSeq and is a predicted model, not a curated record. Gene Ontology annotation, molecular function: protein dimerization activity.
GCGAGGAAGUUGAUCAAGCAGCUGAGGCUGACUGAGACCGACCUGGAGGAGAAGAAGAGGAUGCUGACGAAGAAAAGAGACGGCUUCAUCAAAUUCAUCGCUCCAACAACAGAGGAGAUUAAUCGGAUGAGCCGUAAACAUCACAGAUCUCCAGAGUCGACAGAGAGCGACGUGGAGGAGAAACUACUGGAGGUGGAAGAAGUGACGGAAAACUCGUCAGACGAUCAGAUCCUCGUUACCAAGAAGAACAACGUGGAGGAAGGGGCUCAGAGUGUUGCCAUGGAGACGCUGGUGAAGAGGCGGCGGACGAGGAACAAGAGGAACUCAAAAAGCAGUUUGAGACAAAAGAAGCCGGUUGAUUUUCACAGCAACUCCCCCGCCUUCAAAGACCUCAGCUCCAUGGUGAAGUGCAGAGACUCCCCGAAGGCUUUUAGGCUCAAAGAGGCUCAGCAGGAGAUCCUGAAUCUGCAGAACGAGACGGCGAGACUGAAGAGUCUGAAGAUCUGUCUGAACCAGAAGAGAGAGAACUUCAUCAAAAAGAUCAGAGAGAGAACAGACAAGGGCACCUUCCGCUCUCGUAAGCAGAGAGUCCAGGGGAGUCUGCAGCACCUGACGUCCAAACACACGACGAUUGAGGAGAAGAAGGGGCGCCCAACAGCCAAUCAGCUGUCAGCAGAGAGAGGGGGCGGGGCCUCAGACCCUCCAGCUUCGAGUGAUGACGACAUCAUAAUCACUUCCUCCUUCCCACAGCAAGAUCCUCCCCUUUCUGUUUCUGCUCCAAUCAUACAGCAGCUUCAGAGGGUCGUGCAGAUGCUGCCGCCCAUCAUGCCUCCUCCUGCUGUUUCCCACAAUGCAUCAGGGGAAAGUGACAGGCCCAAGACGGUUCCCAAGAUCCUGUCUCCUCCUGCUGUAUCCCACAAUGCAUCAGUGGAAAGGGACAGGCCCAAGACGGUUCCCAACAUCCUGUCUCGCACUAAGAAACCAGCUGUGUUGCCGUGCUAUCAGGCUAUGUUCCCAUUGGUCGGUUCUGCGUUGCCGGGGCAACAGUUUCUGGCCUUCAGCCCGACGGUGCUGCAGACGUCUCCGUCACCAGGCGUGACAUCAAUCAUCAACAUCCCUGGUCAGGUGAUCCAUCUCCCCUCUCUGCCCCGCCCCUCCACAGCUGGAGACUUAAACAACCUGCUUCAUUUGGUUCCACCAUCAACUGCAGAACACCAACAGAUACUACAACAACUACAACAACAAUCACAACAACAGCAACAGAUACUCCUACAACAAAUGCUACAACAACCACAACAACAACAACAACAACAACAACAAGAAGAACCACAGGAAAAAACACAAACUCCACCACCUCCCCAGAAAGUGGCUGAAAUCCCUCCUGGUCCCAGACCCUCUCCGCCUCCACCCUCCAACCAGGGCCCGUCCUGCUCUCCCUGCCCAGGAAAGAGUGCUGAUCCUGGGGCUGAGGUCCUGGGCAUGAAGGGGUCUCUGGAGCAGCAGAAAGACGACGAGGGUCUGAUGUCCCUCCUCAACGAGAUCGACUUCCUCAACCAGCAGACCGUCACCACAGCAACAACAACAACCAGUGUCCUGUUACCGGGGAAACCGUUGUCGUCAGGGGGCGGAGCCAAAGAGGAGAAAGGACCCGCCCACAGCCCCUGGGUCCUAGAGCUCGACUCUGACUCUGAGGAUUCGACAAAGACUGAAAACGCUAAAUGUGGAGGCGGCGUCCUGGCUCCGCCCCCUCUGCAGCAGAUGAAAGUGGGCGGGGCCGAGAAAGUAAUGGAACCCGCCAACAGCGAUGGGGAAGAAGAAGAAGAAGAAGAGGAAGAAGAAGAAGGAGGAGGGAAAAAAGAUGGCGGCGCGGCCUGGAGGCCGAUGCCGAGACUCGUUCCUCUGGGGCUGAGAGGAAACCCCCCCAGCUGAUGAUGUCACGGACUGAUGAUGAUGUCGCAGCAAAGUUGGUCAUGGGUCGUCUGCAGGCUCCUCUGAUUGGCUGUUGGAGUACGGUUUAGUUUCAGCAACAGUAGAGAGGUGAAAUGAUGACGUUAGCAUCACAAGGGCUGCCUCCAAAGAAAAGCAAUAUUGCAGGAAAUAAGUUCUGCGGCUAACACAUGUUUAUGAAAUGUACUCGUCUUGUUCAGCAGGAUCGUUUCCACAAACUACCCCACUGUUAGGAUGUUUGAAGCGUAAAUGUUAUCUCCAGACGUAAAAAGCUAAUGUUUGGCUCUAAAACGAACUGCAUCGCGGUCACAUGACUUCACGUCACCACCGCUUAGCUAAAGGUGGCUAAUGUUGGGCAUGAUGACCUUUAAUCGUCUCAUUUAGACACUUGAAAUUCACCAGUGGGGCACUGAGGUAUACUAAUGUCAUAAACCAGUGUGGACAUCUCUUCAGCUUGUGUUCAGCACAGAUCUUAUUUCACGCUUCUCAACAAAAAAACGUUGACUUCAAAACGAGGUAGCCAGAUGUUGUAAAAAUGCUGACUCAUUUCCAGGACUCAUUCCUUGUUAGUGUUCUAUGCAGCAGAAGCACCUGACACACCAGAGAGCCAAUCAGAAGCCUGGCCUCCUGUAACCUUUUCACACGUCGUUCACAGACGAUCAGAUCUCAUGUUCACCAUAUUUAUGAAUGUGUCUCUUCACCUCCGUCCUCUUGCGUUUCAGUUCUCUGACUGAAUGAGGCAACGGGCAGCAACUUUUAGGGGAAAGGUUGCCGAGUCAUCGUUGCCAUGAAAGUUACUCUUCAGUCUCAUCAUAGGAGAACAAGUUGCCAUAAGACAUUUUGAGUCCACAUUUUCAGUCGUUCAAACUAGUGAGUGAGUGAAUGUGUGUCUGAUGUGUAUAACAGCUUUUUACUUUAAGGAGCACUAAGUUCAAUAAGUGGAAAUAUUUGGAGGAAAAUAUCAAUGUUAUCAGAAAAUGUUCACAAUGGCACAAAAGGUGAAAAAAAAACACUUGAUUUACAUUAAAAUUAUGCUAUUUCUUCUCAAAAUAUUACAACUUUAUUCUGAAAUGUUGGUUUGUGUUACGACAGUCAUUUAAUUGAAAAAAUGUCAUUGCAUAUAUUUCAGUUUCUUUGAUCCGGUCAUGUUCCCAAGACUUUUUAUAAAACAUAUGCACACAGGAUCUGCUAUGGGAAUAUAAUUAAAAGAGUCUGACGUUUCUUAUAUUUGAAGAAUAAAAACACUAAGUCUGUUUACACUCAGCUGCUCAGUGUUACGGGACGAUUAAAGGACCAGGCUGGUGUUUGAUUGAACAUCAGCUCUGUUGUAUCAGCUGCUUCUCUUUGUGUAUGUACAGUGUACAGUUGUUUCAUUUGUUUUAAAAAUUUGUAUUUUUGUACGUGUUGAAAAAAAACAUGAGAUGUAAAUAUACGUUCUCCAUCGGAAGCGACUCGCAGCACAUGAUACAUACUCUGAUAUACACUAAAUAAAGUUUAAAUACGUACUCCUGA